UCUAAAUUAAUUGAACUUUUUCCGUCUGCACAGUUCACUCUGCACGAGCGAACCACCGCUUCGAAUUCCGUGCUUCCCGAAGCCAACAUUCUCUCUGUUCUCUGUUUCGCUCUUGCUUACUUCCCCACAAUGCCCCCACAAACCCGGAGAACGUCGUUCCCGAAAGUCGUGAUCGACCGAGACACCGACUCCGAAGAAAGUUCGUCUGACGAGGAUGAAAUCGAUGAAGAAGACGACGUCGUAGGAGAAGAGGAAGUAACUGAACCGAAGGCUGAUGAGGAAGAAGGAGAAGAAGAGCAAGAGAAAUCAGUGACCAAGAAAAAAACGCCUAUUACUAUUAGUCUCAAAAAAGUCUGCAAAGUGUGCAAGAGAACAGGUCAUGAAGCAGGCUUUAAAGGCGCUACUUACAUCGAUUGUCCAAUGAAGCCGUGUUUUCUUUGUAAAAUGCCUGGGCACACCACGAUGACUUGCCCUCACAGAGUGGCUACUGAGUACGGGGUUGUCCCAGCACCUCGGAGAAACACCCAUAGCUCAUUGGAUUAUGUGUUCCAGCGCCAGCUUAGGCCUCAUAUUCCUAAAAUGAAACCAGAAUUUGUCAUUCCAGAUCAAGUAAACUGUGCGGUUAUAAGAUACCAUAGUAGACGAGUAACAUGCUUGGAGUUCCAUCCUACAAAUGAUAACAUUCUCCUAUCUGGUGAUAAGAAAGGACAACUUGGAGUUUGGGAUUUUUGCAAGGUAUAUGAGAAGACUGUCUACAGUGAAAUACAUGGUUGUAUACUGAACAACAUGAAGUUAAAUCCAAGAAAUGAUGGAACAGUAUAUACUGGUUCUUCUGAUGGGACAGCUUGUUGCGUAGAUUUGGAGACUGGAAUAUCAUUAUCAUUGAUGAACCUUAAUCCUAAUGGCUGGCAGGGUCCAAGCACUUGGAGGAUGCUUUAUGGGCUGGACAUAAAUUUGGACAAAGGAGUCGUACUUGUUGCAGAUAACUUUGGCUGUCUGUAUACGGUUGAUAUGCGCUCCAACAAUGUGACAGGGAAGCCUAUUCUCAUUCAUAAGAAAGGAAGCAAAGUUGUUGGUCUGCACUGUAAUCCCCUUCAACCAGAUCUUCUCUUAAGUUGUGGGAAUGAUCACUUUGCUCGUAUAUGGGAUAUGCGGCAGUUGGAGACUGGAUCCUCUCUUGUUGAUCUACCACACAAACGAGUUGUUAACUCAGCAUAUUUUUCACCACUUACUGGUAGUAAAAUACUCACUACAUCACAGGAUAACCGGAUUCGUGUGUGGGAUUCCAUCUUUGGAAGCCUUGAUUCUCCAAGUCGAGAGAUUGUGCAUAGUCAUGAUUUUAAUCGACAUCUGACAGCUUUUCGGGCUGAAUGGGAUCCAAAGGACCAAUCGGAGUCUCUUGUUGUUAUUGGACGUUACAUAAGUGAAAACUAUAAUGGAGCUGCUCUGCAUCCUAUUGAUUUUAUAGACAUCAGCACAGGGCAGUUAGUUGCAGAGAUCAUGGAUCCAAACAUUACAACUAUCAGUCCUGUGAACAAGUUGCAUCCACGCGAUGAUAUUUUGGCAUCUGGUAGUUCAAGGUCUCUCUUUAUUUGGAGACCAAAGGAGAAGCAUGAAAUUGAGAAGCCUAUAGAUGAAAGGAAGAUUGUUCUCUGCGGAAAGGCCGAGAAGAAAGCCAAAAGAAAAUUUGGAGAUGAAAGUGAUUGUGAUUCUGAUGAUGAUGGAUUCACCACCAAAGGUAAGACUGUUAAGUCUAAGCAACCUUAUCUAGAUUCAACUUCAACUUCUAAAUCAAAAUCAAAAUCAAAAUCAAAAUCAAAAUCAUCUAAGAAGCCCUAGCUGUUUGGGCAAUUCCUCUGGGGAACCACUGAAUUUGGGUGAAAGGAAAACAAGAAAGCAACUUGUGUCGACUUUUGUCUGCUAAUCUUGUAUAGGCUGCCAUUUCUUCCCGUCGCACUCCCUUGAUGUUUUUCUUUCCCUCCUUGGGUUCCCCUGGCUCUUCUUGUGUUUUAAGUAUUAUUAUUAGCCCUGAGCAGGAUGUAAUAUUUCAAAUUUUUUGUUUUUGUAAUUCUCCCCUGCUCUGCUCUUGACUAACGGUAGGUAGGUUGCUUUUGUUUGCUCUCCAGCUUUUCUGUAAGUCGUGUGAAUAUCGAAGUGUAAUUAAUCCUUUUAAGAAUGUGAUCUUUUGAUACG
This is a messenger RNA of Coffea arabica (coffee), 2193 nucleotides long. Its product is annotated as protein DAMAGED DNA-BINDING 2. The record is from RefSeq and is a predicted model, not a curated record. Gene Ontology annotation, cellular component: Cul4-RING E3 ubiquitin ligase complex; nucleus. NCBI's taxonomy places the organism in Eukaryota, Viridiplantae, Streptophyta, Magnoliopsida, Gentianales, Rubiaceae. Gene Ontology annotation, biological process: response to UV; DNA repair. Gene Ontology annotation, molecular function: protein binding; damaged DNA binding.